Molecule: messenger RNA, 1864 nt
Organism: Plutella xylostella (diamondback moth)
Lineage: Eukaryota; Metazoa; Arthropoda; Insecta; Lepidoptera; Plutellidae
Product: facilitated trehalose transporter Tret1
Biological process (GO): transmembrane transport
Cellular component (GO): membrane
Molecular function (GO): transmembrane transporter activity
Source: RefSeq, a predicted model, not a curated record
AUGAGUAGUUAUUCUAGUCCAAGCUAUUGUAAGUUUCACAAGUGCCACAGUUGAUAGUAGUUCGGUGCAUAAUAUUUUGAAUGGGUACCUAGAUCCAAAUAAUUAUCUAGGACGGUAUACCUAGCUAAUUAUUGAAAGUACCUAGGUACCUGCCAACUACCUAAUUUGAAGUUUAAUAAACAGUGGAAAUGGUGUCUCCUUUCAUCAAACAGUGCUGGGCUGUAGCAGGGGUGCAGUUGAACUACGUGGCGCAGGGCAUGAUGCUGAGCUUCCCCGCCAGCUUGCUGCCUGCCCUCAAAGAUCCAGCGUCCACCAUCAAGGUGGACCUACAAUCUGCUUCUUUUCUAGCAUCGUGUGUGGGACUAGCAGCAACAUUAGGGUUCUUAGGCUCAUCGUCACUGAUGAACGUAUUAGGACGCAAGCUGACUUUCGGCGCUGCGCUACUUCCUGCUAUCAUCGGUUGGGGUAUUAUCUUCUUCGCAAAUAGCGUUCCCUUGUUGAUAGCUGGUCGCUUGCUGACCGGUGUGACGGGGGGCGCCACCAUCACGCUGGGGGCCAUCAUCAUCGGUGAGUUCACCGACCCCAAGUACCGCGGAGUGUUCCUAAACCUCAACACGGUGUCCGCCGGCCUCGGCACCAUGAUGCUCCACAUCGCCGGACAUUACUUCCACUGGCGAACAGCCGCGCUCAUCUCAUUGGUUCCACUAUCCGCCGCCUUCUGCAAUUUGCUAACUUGGCCCGAGAGCCCGGCCUGGCUCGCGUCUAAAAAUAGAUAUGCAGACGGAGAAAAGGCGUUUUACUGGCUCAGAGGGAAAGAUGAGGAUUCCGUGAAAGAGUUUGAGGCAGUGGUCCGGGCACAGAAGGAGAGGAUGGCGCAGUUCCCUGAAACACUGACGUGCAGUGAUGACAUAGUGGAAUUUUUCAAGAAAUUUACUAGAAAGGAUUUUUUGAAGCCGAUUUCGAUCGUAUUCAUAGGAUUUCUGCUCCUGGAGGGCAGCGGCCGGCACACGUUCCCCGCCUUCGCAAUCGACUUCAUCGGAGAUGUCAGCGGCGACCACUCACAAACAUUCCUCUACACCAUGUGUAUGGACGUCAUCACCGCCGCUAGCGCCCUGAUGGCCACCUACUUAGUGAAGGUCAUGAAACGAAGGACUCUAUUGUUCUGCAGCGGAAUUUCCUCUGUGGUUAUUCUACUUAGUGUAAGUUUGUAUUUAUAUUUGGUAUCGCUGGGGGUAUUAGCGAACGAUAAAGCUUGGAUUCCUCUGAUAUUGCUGGUGGCGUACUUUGUGGUGUCCAACUUGGGGUGCACUUCGAUUCCGCUGGGUCUCCUGGGUGAGGUGCUGCCGCUCCCGCACCGCGGCGCCGGCACCGCCGUGUCGGGCAUCGCCUUCUCCUUCAACCUGUUCCUGGCCAUGCAGGCCACGCCCCUUCUCAUGGCCACUGUCAACACAUACGGCACGUUCACCGCCUACGCUCUAGUCAUGAUCUUCACUCUAGUCAUCAUGUACAUGAUCCUGCCAGAGACUAAGAACAGAACCCUGCAGGAAAUUGAAGACUAUUUCAACCAUGGAAAAUUCCUCGAUGAAAAACCGCACCCUAGUGAUGAUGAGGUGAAAAUGAAAAUGCUGAAUAGACAACCAUAAACGUAUCAGAUUGUGUGAUGAGUGAUGAGUAAAUAAAUAAAUGAUAAUAUUUUAUCCUUGCAUUCAUGUACAACAAGCAUUAGAUACGUAAAUCCCUAGACAAAUCCUACCUAAUAAAAACAAAAACUACUUAACUAUGUAUACAAAACCUGUAGAUAAUAAUUAUGAUGUAAAUUAGCUAACUAACUACUGUGAUAAUGAUAAUAAACUUCUUGAACUGA